GAAAAUGUCGCUAAUAUUGCGUAUGUGACGGACUGAAGUCGUUCUCGUCCUUCUUAGUGCCCAUUUCGAAUUUCCGCAUCUUUUUAUCAUUUUUUUAUUAAUAUGUACAUUGAGCGCCCUUAUUGGCCAAGUUUAAUUAUAGCGACCAAAGCGGGAGGGCUCAGCAAGGAUCUUACAAGUAGUUGAUCUGAUUAAUCGGGAUACCCUUUAUUAGUUACUGUUACUUUUUGAAGAUGGGAUAGACUAUUCAAAAUGUUAAGUGGAUGGUCUUCAAGCCUAUUAGAAAUUUUUUGGGACUGAGAAUAUUCGGCGACGUUAAAGUAUCAAAGCCAAAGUCAAGGUUUUUCGAAGUUGACCUUCAAGAACGGAUCAGACACAGGGGAUGCAAUGCAAUGUCAUUACAAAUCAAUUCAUGCCUCGCUCUAUGCACUUGGAGAGGGAAGAUACAGUAUUCUACUCAUUUACUAGAUACAUUUUUCUUCAAAUUUAUACUGUUAGAUAGGGUUAUGACUUUUAAGAUUUAGGUUUAGGAUCUAGGAUUGAAGUCAGGAUUAGGGUUAAAUUUAAAGUUAGGAUUUAUGAUUAUGGUUAGAUUUAGGAGUAGGUUACAGAAUAGUGUCAGAAAUAUCAAUGGAUCUCAAAUUACCACAACCCAUAAGUCAUGCUACAGUCACCUUUAUGAAUGUAUAUGUCGCUCAUGGUAUGAUCUUUUUAUAGACCACCUGUGUGGUGAGUGGGAGACAUUCUUACAAUACAUAAGCCACAUCUGUACAGAGUAUUCUCAAAUUUGCAAUGUUUUUUAGUGUAUUUUUCAACGAUUAUGCGACAAUUCUGCAUCUGAAUUUUGGUUGGUUAUUCAGGGUCACUGGGGUUUUGGCUAUGAUAGUUUAACUUUACCGAGAACGCCAUGAAAACCUCCCGGAAUACUUUAGUGUCUUAAGGGACCCUGGAGGCAUUUCUCUCAAAUUUUCACAUUAGGUUGCAAAAUUAAGUGUAUGUGUAUAAUAGUAGUAUGUUGUUAUGCCUGAUGGUUUGUCGUUCUGCGUAUUUUUCCUGUUUUCUCUUCUAGAUUACCAUACUGCCUGAGUUAAUUGACACCAGUUUUACAAGGUAUUUUAACGACUGCACAUUGCACAAGAGGCAGUCUGUUAGUGGACGGUUCAUUGGUUUUAGUGGUUGGCCUUUCCUUUCUACACCGAAAUUCAAGGAUCAUUAAAGAUAUAUUUACGGGGUCACCACAAGGUGCUCAAACUGAGGCCGAACAAAAUACGUGUGGAGUGUAGAUUCUCUCACAGAGUAUUCAACAACUGGAACUCCUUACCUGAUUUGGUAGUAACAGCUCCAUCGGUUAACGCUUUCAAAGAGAAACUAGAUCUUUGCAGAGAUAUAUAUCGCAAGGAUUAACAUAGGCAAUAAAAGCCUUCUAUCCUUAUAAUCUGAAUCUACUACAGGCCCAACCGACAAACAUAUAUAUCACCUUUCGGUAUUAAAUUCCUUUUGGAUUAUGAAAGUCCCUGAAAAUUGUUCAGCCGAUUGUCGUACUGUUAUUGCUCCUGCAAAUGUUCUUCUUGUUACAAGCAUUUGUACCAUUCUUGGAGGCAUUGUUCUUGUCACGUUAGGCAUUUGCUUCGGACUGACCAAUGGUGGUCAUAGUUCCCAUUUAUCUAUAUCGUAUGUUGGCAUUCCUAUUAUUCUCUCUGGUUGUGUCACCUUAGCAGUAGCUACUGUCAGAAUUAUCCAUACAAAUAAGGGACUCAACAGUAUGAAUCUGACAUUAUACGAAUUUAAAAAACAGUGGAAUCAAGAGGAUUCCAGUUUUGAGUCUACAUCCUUCAACGUUCAAGAAGGUGCUUACAAUUCAUUCUCUUCAUCGGUGUGUACACCUGCGAAUAAAUUCGAUUCUGCUUCAUUGAAUGAUGGUGAUGAAGUAGAAUUUCCGAAACAGUUGACAAAUCAACAGAGAUUGCCAAUGCCGCCAAGACGAGCUGUAUUGAAUUAAGAGGAUUUCAGGUGCUUUUGUAAGCUGAGGUGUCUUCUACCUAUGUAAAUGCUGGGUGUAUUCGUUUGUAAAUAUAUAUACUUUGUGUCUUUCUCCAGAAUCUUUAUUAUUAUUAUUAUUUUUCUAUCUUCU
Molecule: messenger RNA, 2131 nt
Organism: Trichobilharzia szidati
Lineage: Eukaryota; Metazoa; Platyhelminthes; Trematoda; Strigeidida; Schistosomatidae
Source: the annotation of a GenBank genome assembly